GUAUUCCAUGCGGCAACCUAACACUGUAAGAAGGGAAACGGCAUCAUCCACCCCAUCAUUCGCAGUUCACCAUGGAGAAUCAGUUGGGACUUGCUGUGCACCCCAAACUUUUAUACAAUUGAAGUUCUGCAGUAAACAUCAAAAGAGAAAAAAAAGUGAAGUCGUCAACUACAUACCCCACAUAAAGAUAAAAUGGGUGCAGCGAGUCAAAAUACAGGUGGCCUCUCGCACGGGCCCCGGACCAUGGGUAGUAUCAUAAACUCUUGAGGUCAAACGGCUUCAAAUGGCCUUGCAUUAAUCCUGUCAAACAGGUGGUUCAAACCAGUGUUUGCCAAAAACUGCAUGCUAGCUAGUCGCGAUUGACAUGGACAGGUAGCUGAGCUAGGCUAGUAAAGAAAAUGUUUGAAAACUCAACUUAGUUGCACGAGAUUUAAGUUCAGGU
Molecule: messenger RNA, 442 nt
Organism: Suillus subaureus
Lineage: Eukaryota; Fungi; Basidiomycota; Agaricomycetes; Boletales; Suillaceae
Exons: 1
Coding region: 8-259 (83 amino acids)
Source: RefSeq, a predicted model, not a curated record